GGCCACUGGAAAAAAAUGUUUUCGUUUAUUGUUAACAUGAGCAUGGUGGCAUUUGCCAUAGUAAAUGUUCCCGUUUCUAUUGCCACUAUUCUGCUGAAUAUUUUUUUUGCCUACUGUAUGAUUUUUUCUCAGAAAGGACCAGCAAACAGCAUAAAACCGCUGCUUAAUGUAUUACUGUGUUCUCUUAUUGGAUGCAGUCUUGUUCUUAACAUUUUAAACCUUUUAUUAGUUUAUUCCAACUUUUUCGAUCUAGGUUCAUGGAUUCACAUUUUUUUAGAGGCCGGUCUUCUCUUUGCCAUGUGGACUGGUUUUACUGCCUCUCUUGCUCUGAAUGUGUGUUUCUACUUCCAGAUAGUUCCUGUACGGCGGCCUUUUUUGAUCCGGAUAAAGAAGCACAUCAGACUCUUUGUGUACUUGGCAUUAUUUGUCGACAGACUCUUCUUUCUGUCUGAAUUCCUUGUACGCGUUAUCUUGGAACUUUCUGCAAUGAACUUGAAUUCAACAAUUCAUGUGAACAUCACCAGUGAAACACCAGAUUUAGGAAUCUACAUAUUAACACACAUAGACUUUUGGAUGAGAUGUUGCUAUUUUUUGCUUUGUCUGGGCAUUAUGCUGGCAUCGAGCGGUGCGACUGUUGUCUACUUGUGGAAUCACAUAAAGAGAAUGGAGAAGAAUGGAUGCUCUUUCUCUGCUCUUCGUAAAAAGCAACAGAUGAAAGUGGCAAUCUUGGGCAUUAUACAUGGUGUCCUCUUCUUUCUCGCUUCAGGGUGGCUCAUGACAGAAGAGCUCUUGUCGUAUUUUGCUGGUUUUGUGGAUCAGCAGGGCCAUUUGAUUUGCACUGUCAUGGCAGUGUACUCUCUUGGAUCAGCCAUCCUUUUAGGUGUUUCUCAGGCAAACUUCUUCAAAAUGGCUAAAAAUAUUGGCAGAAAACUACAAACCCUGAUAUGUCAUCUUCUCUAA
Messenger RNA from Carassius gibelio (silver crucian carp), 960 nucleotides. RefSeq lists its product as uncharacterized. The record is from RefSeq and is a predicted model, not a curated record. The transcript has a single exon. Lineage: Eukaryota; Metazoa; Chordata; Actinopteri; Cypriniformes; Cyprinidae. The coding region runs from base 16 to 960 and encodes 314 amino acids.